AGCCGCACCGGCAGCCUGGCUCACACACCGAACCGAUCCUCGGUGACCUGCUGCACACGGUACCGAAUGAGUGACGUAGUUCGUCCCGAGUCCGUCCCGGAGCUCCCGGUCAUGGUACCGAGCUGAUUACACCGACCCGUGGACAUGGAGCGGCCGACCUGAGGGAGUUGACGCUCCCACCGAUAUCCGACCUAUAUAUCGAGAGGAAAGUCCAGAUUUACGGGAUUAAAGACGACUAGACGCGGGCCUGUAGACACAACGAGCCGCUAACGCGAAAGGACUCGACGGUUAAACCGGGGGAGACUCAACCGACUCACCGACACACAAGGACGGAACAAAAUGGUCGGGAACGUUUUCCCGGAGCUAACGAGCUAGCUGCAGCUAGCAGGCGGAGCUCGACCGGAAGCGGAGCCGAAGAGCCUCGAGAGGCGGGUCGGGCUCGGUUAGUGUCGGUUACUCAUCGGACUGAGUGUCGGUUACUCAUUGGAGAAGAACGGUCCCGGGGGUCCAGGUCCAGGAUGUCGGCUCAGGUCCGUCUGAAGCGUCUGGAGGAGUUGCUGCUGGAGCAGAAGGCGGCCAGUUCUCUGAGCGUGGAGGCGCUGCUCGACCUGCUGCUCUGCUUCUACACGGAGGUCUCUCACUCACCACUGAAGAGGGAGAAGCACAUCACGGACUUCCUGGAGUGGGUGAGGCCGUUCACCACCACAGUGAAGGACAUGCGGCUGCACAGAGAUGACUUUGAGAUGCUGAAGGUGAUUGGACGAGGAGCUUUUGGAGAGGUUGCUGUGGUGAAGAUGAAGCACACAGAGAGAGUUUACGCCAUGAAGAUCCUCAAUAAGUGGGAGAUGUUAAAGAGAGCGGAGACGGCGUGUUUCAGAGAAGAACGGGACGUUCUAGUGAAAGGAGACAGUCAGUGGAUCACAACGCUGCACUACGCCUUCCAGGACGACAACUACCUGUACCUGGUGAUGGAUUACUACGUGGGCGGGGACCUGCUGACUCUGCUCAGUAAGUUUGAAGAUCGUCUUCCAGAGGACAUGUCCAAGUUCUAUGUGGCUGAGAUGGUACUCGCCGUCCACUCCAUCCACCAGCAGCACUACAUCCACAGAGACAUUAAACCAGACAACGUCCUGCUGGAUGUUAACGGUCACAUCCGCCUCGCUGACUUCGGGUCUUGUCUCCGGAUGAUGGAGGACGGCACGGUGCAGUCUUCUGUGGCCGUGGGGACCCCAGACUACAUCUCCCCAGAGAUCCUGCAGGCGAUGGAGGACGGGAUGGGCCGCUACGGACCGGAGUGUGACUGGUGGUCUCUGGGAGUCUGCAUGUACGAGAUGCUCUACGGGGAAACGCCGUUCUACGCCGAGUCUCUCGUGGAAACCUACGGCAAGAUCAUGAACCACGAGGAGCGUUUCCAGUUCCCGUCUCACGUGGCCGACGUGUCCGAGGACGCCAAGGACCUGAUCCAGAGCCUGCUGUGCUCCAGGGAACACCGACUCGGCGCCAACGGGAUCUCCGACUUCAAGAGCCACCCAUUCUUCAGCGGGAUCGAUUGGGACAACAUCCGGUCGGCCGAGGCCCCGUACAUCCCCGACGUGUCCUCGCCCACCGACACCUCCAACUUCGACGUGGACGACGACGUCCUCAAGAACCCGGACAUCACCCCUCCCAUGUCUCACACUGGUUUCACUGGUCAGCACCUCCCCUUCGUCGGCUUCACUUACACCACCGACAGCUGCUUUGCUGACCGCAGCUCCGUCAGCCAGACGGGACUUGGCCUCCGUCAGGAGGAGGUGGGAGGAGGAGGAGGAGGUGGUCAGGAGGUCGAGGCCUUUGAGAGGAGGAUCCGCCGACUGGAGCAGGAGAAACAGGAGCUGAACCGCAAACUGCAGGAGUCCACUCAGGCCCUCCAGGCUCCAACUCGAGGAGGAACUCUGACCCGAGACAAAGAGAUCAAGAAGCUCAACGAGGAGAUUGAACGGCUGAAGAAGAAGCUGGCAGACUCUGAUAGGCUGGAGCACCAGCUGGAGGAGGCGGUCACACUCAGACAGGACUACGAGAGCUCCGCCUCCAAACUGAAGACCCUGGAGAGGCAGGUGAAGACCCUGAGACAGGAGAAAGAAGAAGUCCACAAGCAGCUGGCGGAUUCUCUGGAGCGUCUGAGGAGUCAGACGAAGGAGCUGAAGGAGGCUCACUCUCAGAGGAAGUUGGCCCUGCAGGAGUUCUCAGACCUGUCGGAGAGGAUGGCCGACCUGCGGUCCUCCAAACAGCGUCUGUCCCGUCAGCUCAGGGACAAAGAGGAGGAGAUGGACGCCCUCCUGCAGAAGAUGGACGCCAUGAGACAGGAGAUCCGCAAGACAGAGAAGAACCGCAAGGAGCUGGAGGCUCAGCUGGACGAUGCGAAGGCGGAGGCGCAGAAGGAGAGGAAGCUGAGGGAGCACAGUGAGGUUUACUCCAAACAGCUGGAGACAGAGCUGCAGAAGCUGAAGUCUCAGCAGGGUCGAGGGGCAGUAGCCGGGGGGGCGGAGUUUCAGCAGGAGCUGUCCCGUCUGAAGGCAGAUCUCGAUACGAAGAUCCUGUUCUACGAGGAGGAGCUGCUGAGGAGAGACUCCUCCCACUCCUCCGAGAUCAAAAACCUCCGUAAAGACCUGCACGAGUCCGAGGGGGCGCAGCUCGCCGCCAACAAGGAGCUGCUGCAGCUACGAGACAAGCUGGACAAGGCCAAGAGGGACAGACAAGCAGAGAUGGAUGAAGCUGUUUCAGCUCUGAAGGAGAAAUCUGAACGAGAGAAAAACCUUCUGACAGAAGAAAACCGCAAACUUACGGCUGAAACUGACAAGCUGUGUUCAUUUGUGGAUCAACUGACGGCUCAGAACCGUCAGCUGGAGGACGACCUGCAGGACCUGUCGUCUAAGAAAGAGAGCGUGGCUCACUGGGAGGCUCAGAUUGCAGAGAUCAUCCAGUGGGUGAGCGAUGAGAAGGAUGCUCGAGGCUACCUUCAGGCUCUGGCUACCAAGAUGACGGAGGAGCUGGAAACACUGCGCAGCUCCAGUCUAGGAACAAGACCUCUGGACCCCCUGUGGAAGGUGCGUCGCAGUCAGAAGUUGGACAUGUCGGCUCGUCUGGAGCUCCAGUCGGCUCUGGAUGCAGAGAUCAGAGCCAAGCAGCUGGUUCAGGAGGAGCUGCGCAAAGUCAAAGCUGCCAACAUCAACCUGGAGAGUAAGCUGAAGGAGUCGGAGGAGAGGAGUCGGGAGAUGGGGGAGCAGGUGGAGAGUCUGAAGAAAGACAUGGAGGACAGCCGCUCCCGCUCUGACAAAGGUCUGAAGCUUCCAGACUUCCAGGACUCCAUAUUUGAAUAUUUCAACACGUCUCCUUUGGCUCCUGACCUCAGCUUCAGAGCGUCAGUUUGCUCCUCCUCCUCGCUGCUCGCUCUCUGGGAAGACGUAAGUUCAUCUACCGCAGACAUAGACUCCACCCCCCUGAAGUCAGAGACCACACCCCCUUCACCCUCCACCACCUCCGAACACGAGGAAGUUAAAGCUGCGUCAGUCCCAGCGAGCCCCUCCCCCACCUACCAGAGCUCAGCACUGACCACACUAAAGCCCAAAGCUCACCAGCUGAGCAUCAAGACCUUCUCCAGUCCGACUCAGUGCACACACUGCACCUCACUGAUGGUGGGACUCCUCAGACAGGGAUACGCCUGUGAAGUGUGCUCCUUCAUCUGCCAUGUUUCCUGUAAAGACCACGCCCCCCUGGUCUGUCCAAUCCCAGCAGAGCACGCCAAGAGGCCGCAGGGCAUCGACGUCCAGAGAGGCAUCGGCACCGCCUAUAAAGGCUACGUCAGGAUCCCAAAGCCCAGCGGCGUGAAGAAGGGCUGGCAGCGAGCCUUCGCUUUGGUCUCCGACUGUAAACUGUUCCUCUACGAUGUCCCAGAGGGGAAGUCCACCCAGCCGGGGGUGGGGGCCAGUCUGGUGCUGGAUCUCAGAGACGAGGAGUUUUCCGUCAGCUCCGUCUUGGCGUCUGAUGUGAUCCACGCCACCAGGAAGGACAUCCCCUGCAUCUUCAGGGUGACGUCGUCACAGCUGAUCUCUCAGCUGUCGGCACUGUCUCUGCUGGUGCUGGCGGAGAGUGAGGUGGAAAAGAGGAAGUGGGUCCGGAUCCUGGAGGGUCUGCAGAGCAUCCUGACCAAGAACCUCCUGAAGAACCAACAGGUCCACGUCCUGCAUGAGGCCUACGACGCCUCGCUGCCCCUCAUCAAGACCACGCUGUCUGCUGCUGUGCUCGACCGGGAGAGGAUCGCUCUGGGAACCGAAGACGGACUGUUUGUGGUGGAGGUCACCAGAGACGUGAUCGUGCGAGCAGCAGACAGUAAGAAGGUUUAUCAGAUCGAUCUGAUCCCGAAGGAGAAGAUCGUCGCUCUGCUCUGUGGUCGGAAUCGUCACGUUCACCUCCACCACUGGGGGGUGCUGGAGGGAGCCGAGGGAGCCUUCGACAUCAAGCUGACGGAGACCAAAGGCUGCCAGGCUCUGACCACUGGGGUGCUCCGACCCGGAGGCCCCGCCUGCCUGCUGGCUGCCGUCAAACGUCAGGUUCUGUGCUACGAGAUCACCCGGGCGAAGCCCCACCAUAAGAAGCUGUGGGAGUUGCAGGCUCCGGGCACGGUGCAGUGGUUGGGCAUGGUGAGGGAGCGGCUGUGCGUCGGUUAUCCUUCGGGCUUCGCUCUGCUGGCCCUGCAGGGGGAGUCGUCCCCCAUCAGCUUGGUGAGCCCGGCCGACCCGUCGCUGGCCUUCCUGGCCCAGCAGCCGCUGGACGCCCUGCACGCCCUGGAGGUUGGAUCCACCGAGUCGCUGCUCUGCUUCAGCCAGCUCGGCAUCUAUGUGGACGGACAGGGCCGCCGGUCCAGAACCCAGGAGCUGAUGUGGCCCGCCACGCCGCUGGCAUGCAGCUCCAACUCCUCCCACCUGACGGUCUACAGUGAAUACGGACUCGACGUCUUCGAUAUUCACACUGCAGAGUGGGUCCAGACCAUCUCCCUCCGCAAGAUCCGCCCUCUGAAUGUUGAAGGAACCUUAAACCUGCUGAGCUCAGAACCUCCUCGUCUGAUCUACUUCAGCAACUCCUCGUCAGAGGGAGAUCUUACCAUCCCGGAGACCUCGGACCAGAGCAGGAAGUUAAUGGUUCGAACUCGCAGCAAGAGGAAGUUCCUGUUUAAGGUUCCAGAGGAGGAGCGGCUUCAGCAGAGGAGGGAGAUGCUCAGGGAUCCGGAGCUCAGAUCAAAGAUGAUUUCUAAUCCCACAAACUUUAACCACGUGGCCCACAUGGGACCAGGAGACGGCAUGCAGGUCCUCAUGGACCUCCCUCUGGUUGGUGAUGUCCUCUCCCCCUCUCCAUCCCCCUCCUCCUUCCGUCACUCCCUCAUCUCUCCCCCCUCCAACUUUGAGCAUGUCUAUCACAUGACGUCGGCGUCGGCCGGCGCCUUCUUGCAGAAAGACGCCUCUUCUUCUUCCUCCCAGCAGAGCCUCCUGCAGCCUUCCUCCUCCUCCUCCUCCUCUCCCUCAACCUCCUCUCUGGGAAUGAGUGUGAUGCAUUCCUCUCAGGAUGACCCAGUUAAAGAUAAGCCCCGCCCACUGUCCAGUAUCUCCCGGCAACAGAGGAGCAAGACGCACAUCACACGCACAGCCUCAGAUUUUGGAGGAGCUUCAUCUCGAAGCAUCUCUGAACUGGACCAGGACCUGGAGCCGGACUCGGACUCCACCAAACACUCGACCCCCUCUAACAGCUCUAACCCCAGCAGCCCUCCCAGUCCUAACUCCCCCCACCGCAGCCAGCUCACAUUGGACGGUUUGGAGAUGGAUCCCUGAGGCUCCGCCUCCGCGUGACCCCGCCCCCUGUACGUGAGGGAGGAGGGGUUUUAUGAACCAAUCAGUCUGCAGACUGAGUUUAGAUUUUAUUGUGGCGGGGUGAGUCUGAGCUUCCAGCUGCUUUUAUUUUUGUUGGAUUUGACCUGCUGGGAAGCCCCGCCCCCUGGUUUUAACCCUGCUGAUGGCUGCUGUGUGUGACCCUUAGUCUGAUUGGCUCUGAGGGACCAAUCGCCUCCUCUUCUUCUCUAUUAAAUAAGUUGUUGAUAAGCUUUAGCAGGACGUUAGCCGCCGAGCUAACGGUGACGGAGGUCUCACUCUGAUGAAAAAACACUGUAUGAAUUCAUUUUUAAACUUUUGUUAAAUUGCACAUCAUCAAUAUUGUUGUUUUAGGAGAAAAAUAAUCUUUGAUUUUGUGUCAGUGAUGAUCUUUCCUGUUGCACCCCCCGCCCUCUGGGGGGGGGGGGGGGGGGGACACUACUGCUUUGUUUCACCAGUUAAAGAAUCUUUGUAAUUAUGGAACAGAAACUCAAUAAAAGUAUCUGAAGAGUCA
Molecule: messenger RNA, 6408 nt
Organism: Anarrhichthys ocellatus (wolf-eel)
Lineage: Eukaryota; Metazoa; Chordata; Actinopteri; Perciformes; Anarhichadidae
Gene: cdc42bpb
Product: CDC42 binding protein kinase beta (DMPK-like)
Exons: 39
Coding region: 519-5858 (1779 amino acids)
Biological process (GO): actomyosin structure organization; peptidyl-threonine phosphorylation
Cellular component (GO): cytoplasm; cytoskeleton
Molecular function (GO): protein serine/threonine kinase activity; ATP binding
Source: RefSeq, a predicted model, not a curated record